GUGCUCCGUUUUGACGUAUUAUUAUCAGUCAGUUUUUAAUUUUCAUUAUAAGUUUUUGAAGUUUUGAUUUUGAAUUUGCUAUUCCGUUGAUCUGAUGAAUUAUUUUAUACGUUAAAAACGGGAAUGUGUUAAACAGUAUUCAACUAAGUAUUUAUAAACUGCAUUGAUUCUCCACCUGUGUUACGAUGGUUUCGAUAAUGAACACGGUUGAAACCGGUCAUGAGGAUGUUAUACACGACGCUGAAAUGGACUACUAUGGAUUGCGAUUGGCUACUUGUUCCUCGGACCAAUCGAUCAAAAUCUACAAUUUGAAGAACGGUACUCAAACAUUGAUAGCUGAUUUAAAAGGCCACUACGGUCCGGUAUGGCAGGUGGCUUGGGCCCAUCCGAAAUUUGGUAAUUUCCUCGCGUCUUGUUCUUACGAUAGAAAAGUGAUUAUAUGGAAAGAAACCAACGAAUGGACGAAAUUUUACGAACAUACCAGUCACGAUUCAUCCGUUAAUUCAGUGGCUUGGGCACCACACGAAUAUGGGCUAGUAUUAGCUUGCGGUAGUCUCGACGGAACCAUAUCGAUCCUGAGUUAUACACCAGAAACCAAUUCUUGGGAAACGAAGCGUAUCUCGAAUGCUCAUACUAGUGGUUGUAACGCUGUUAGUUGGUGUCCAGCAUCCGCAUUAAUAUCCUCAUUGAACCCUUCCGGUAAAUCGCAGAACGUUAAACGUUUAGCCAGUGGAGGCUGCGAUAAUUUAGUGAAAGUAUGGAAAGAAGAAGGUGAUCAGUGGAUCGAAGAGACCAAAAUAGAAAUCCAUUCCGAUUGGGUUCGUGAUGUUGCAUGGGCACCGUCAGUUGGUUUAACAAAAAAUAUGAUAGCCAGUUGCUCGCAAGAUCAUAGAGUAUUUGUUUCGUCGAGUGAUGAUUUCAUCAAUUGGAAAUCUGAUCUUCUCCAUAAGUUCGACGAUGCCGUAUGGAGUGUGAGCUGGUCUCUUACAGCCAACAUUAUAGCGGUCAGUGGCGCCGAUAAUAAAGUUAGUUUAUGGAAAACCGAUACAGAAGGUCAGUGGGUUUGCAUAAGCGAAGUUAUCAAAGGAAAACCCGAAAUCACUAAUUAAUUAUGUAAUUAUAAUUCAAUUCAAACUUGUUUAAGAUACAUGUACUUUUUUUUUUAAUAAAUAGUUCUCAUGUU
Messenger RNA from Planococcus citri (citrus mealybug), 1183 nucleotides. It is a transcript of the gene Sec13, whose product is annotated as secretory 13. Bases 186 to 1109 code for a protein of 307 amino acids. Gene Ontology annotation, biological process: COPII-coated vesicle budding; positive regulation of TOR signaling; protein import into nucleus. The transcript has a single exon. Gene Ontology annotation, cellular component: nuclear pore outer ring; COPII vesicle coat. NCBI's taxonomy places the organism in Eukaryota, Metazoa, Arthropoda, Insecta, Hemiptera, Pseudococcidae. The record is from RefSeq and is a predicted model, not a curated record. Gene Ontology annotation, molecular function: structural molecule activity; protein binding.